UCGCCGGUGACAGCGUGCGUACGCCAGUAUUAGACUGAUACGUCUGUAAGCGCUGUUAGCGAAUCGUACGUCUAGAACAACGUGUAAGCUCGAGCGCAGCAUACAUGUCAUGUGUAAAAAUACGUGCUCACUAAACCGAGAUUGAAUGCGUGCAGCAUAGUGCAGGACUGCUAGGAGCAUGCAACGUCGGUUGCGACGGAGCCGCGAUUGGCUAUGCCGAUCCACGUGACACGGCUAGCCAAGAAGCGGACCGUCUUCCCGUGUCUUCCGAUUUUUCGUCGUCGCUCGUAGCGAAUGUAGUAGCCAAAUACAGUACCGUGUCAAAGAGAAGUGUGGUGCAUGUUUUGUUAGACUCGAGUGAGGAUCUACGGCGUCCUGCCUCGCUGUAGACUGGUGCUGAUGUCUAUGCUUAUUUUCAGAAAGUGCUGACUGCUGUAUGUACUGCGUGCUACUGUGUAGCCAUGCCUACAUGCACUAGAAUGAUAGCCAAUCGCUCACUCAGAAGUGAGACACUGUAUAAUAAGGUGGAAACAUUUCGUCACUACUACUCGGUAGAUACCAUUGUUAAAGUAUCUUAUCGAAACUUAACUAGCUGUUAAAAUUAAAGACGUUGCCUGGGACAGAACAAUGGCAAUAAAUCCGAACUCGGUACAGCAGGCUGCAAUGCCAAUUCUUCUUUCCAUUAGUAGCCUGACCGAGAAUGCGGCAUUGUUACUGAGGCAGAACGACUGCAGCGCUCCUAGUGGGGGCCAGGUCGUGGACGAUACAGUGGACUCUGAUGACAUUGAAGUCAUUCCCAUUCUAAAGAAAUCCGUGGUGUGCAUUGACAUCAGCGAUGAAGAACGUGAUCUCUCCACUUUGACGCGUCCUGUACAGACAACCGGUGCGAAAGGCACAGCUACCUUAAACAACACUGUGCGAGGCGUACACGGACCGUUGCUCCCUGGAUCUCAUAAAGUUCCAGUUGAAGUGCAUGCUUCGGCAAACGGAAAGAAUUGGUCGGUUGGCACCGGUAACCAGUCAACUGACCUGAGGUGUCUUCCGGUGACGGCAGUGGCACAGACGGGCGGAUAUAGGAUUCUUCCAGUACCGGCAAAUCACUCGGCUCGUGUAAGGGCACAAACAGUAGCUCUAGGAAAUCAGACAAGCAGACCGAGGGCACAGCCUGUGACUAUAAGGAAUCAGUUGGGUGGUUUAACAGCACACCCUGUGACAAGCAACCAGUCAGCACGCUUACAAAUUCCUGUAGGAACUGUGGGAAGUCAGUUUGCCUAUUCAGGCACAGGAUCAGUGGCUGUACCGCACAACACAGCCAGUUUAGGGCAGCAUUCAGUGACUAUUGGAAAUCAAACUUUCGCAUUAGAGAGACAGUCAGUCGCAGGCUAUCAACCGACGGGUUUAGUUUCACAUUCAGGGUCAAAUGCUGUGAGUAGUCUUGACAGAAUGAGUAAUAAACCAAGUGAUAGAAAUAGAGGCAGAAAUGAUAAUACUACCUCGAGUAGUAUAGCUAAUGUCAGUAUUACGCCAGGUGGCGUAACUGUCUACAGACCCAGCGGCAUCAAUGUGUUCAGAACAGGUAACAGUGGAAGUAGGACAGCUGGUGGUCUAACUAACGUUGGCAUUACUCCAGAUGGUGUCAUGAUGUACAGGCCAACUCAGAUCACAAGUUCUGCAUCAGGUGACAAUAAUACUCGGCAAACCCAAAACAAUGCGAAUCGCGGUGGUCAUAGUAGUACUGUUGUGAAUCGGGCAUCGAAUGAAGCCAGUUUAUCACACAGAAGCUACAGGUGUGUGUCCUGCCAGCUUACAUUCAACACGAGGUUGCGAUACAUGCGUCACAGACAGCGGCAUGCGCAGAAGGGUGAAGCGUGGUCACCUCUCAAUACUGCAACUCCAGUUUCCAAUGGUGCAGUGCAGCAGCCAUCUUCCACAGAAAUGCGACAGCCUGUAGCUACAAUGAGUCGACCUCAACCAAAGCAACGGCCAGUCACUGCAUUAAGUCGUCUUCAAGCAAUGCAACCAGGGGUUGCCACGACGAUUCAGCCACCCUCAACCCAGCGGUCAGUCACUACAAUGAAUCGUCUCCAAGCAACGCAACCGCAACUUGCCACCGCAAGUCAAUCUCGAAAAAUGGAGCGAUCGGUCGCUACGACGAAUCGUCUCCAAGCAACACAGCCGGCCGCCAGCGCGGCGAAUCACCGAUCCGCGACACAGACGACGGUCGAGGCAACCGCGAAGCCAGUCGGCUGCUGCCAGAUCAACAAACUCCUACAAGAAACAUCAGAUGGAAGACCGUGCAAUAUUCAGUCUUAGUGAGUUUCUGUCUGAAAGUUUAAAAGUUUAGUGUUCUUAACAAGCAAGCAUACGCGUGGCCGGUGUCUGCAUGAGAGGAAUAUGUUAAGGAGCUGUCCUGCCAUCUAGUGGUCAUCGCUGCAUCCUUUGUACAUUAUCAAAGCUGAAUGUCUGACAGCGAGAGCUUACCAUUUUACCUUUUUACCUCGGCUCAGUCAUCGUUAAUAAAUACUUGGACGUUUAAUCAAAGGCAGCUGGGGCCGCGUUGUCGGAAACAAGAUUAGUCUUAACGUUAAUUUUUUCACAUAGACCAUUGACAGAUACAUUAGUUACCAUGGUAAAGCUACGAUUUUGUCAUGCAGUUUGUAGAGGUGCUGUCUUUGAAAAAAAGGUAAUGCUAAUGUGACGGCGGCAUAGUUUUCGAAUAGUGUCGGAAGGUGGCACAGUGUUGCCGCAUGCGCGAGGCGCACUCUCUCUCUCGCUCUCAACUGGGGAGACAUUGAUGUGAGCUGAUGUGAGUUAGCCGGCGUCUCCGAAUAAAGCCGUUCAUUCCCAAAUUCCUGUGCUUAUCGAUUCAUUGUGAGUGCUCCCAUGAAGGCAUAAUAGUCAGCCUUCACACUAAUAUUACCAAUGCUAAGAACAAUCUCGUUUCAGACAAUGGGGCCCUGGCCAUUAAUUUUAAUAAUAAUCAGAUUUUGAUGGGUACACUACAGUAGACCGUUACUCUGAUGAUUUCUUUGACUUUGAGACUAGAUGACCUGGAGUUUUUUAGCGUGAUUGGCUACUUAAUAACACAAAUAAUGAUAUGCAAAUAGCUAGUUUAACGGUUCCUGACUAUAUCUGCGUGUAUUCACGUGUUAAUGGGUACAUCUCGCACACUGAUUGUGCAGCUAAAUACUGUAUCAGGAGUUAAUAAUGACAAAUUUGACAAAAAAUAAUGACAAUUUGUCAUUAGUUACUCGCGACUGUAUGUUUAUGGUUUUCUCAAAUAUCUGUGAGGAAAAAUGUAAGAACAACUUGCAAGAAAAUUUUGUUCCCGCCCAAUUCUUUUCUACUGUGUUCAUAUCGGUAUGGUAUGCACGAGUUUUUGGAAAGAUGUUCAUACCUCUCGUUCCUAGAAAUAGUAUCGACAUAUUAUGCAUAAUAUUAAAUAUAUAUAAUAUAUAUAUAUGUGUAUACAUAUGAUACACAUCAAUAAGUGCAGCUUCUAAAUGUAUGCCUAUUUUCAUAUCAACAAAGCUCGUUAUUGUUGUAUGUUCUAUUAAAAAGAACCUAUGAUACGAUGUUUGUAAAGUUAGAAAAGUAUCAUCAACAAUUCUGAAGAAUUAUUCGUUGGUAUUUACUUUGAAAAGGGGGUCCAAAAAACUAGCCACCAUCCGCCUCCGUCGCAAAGACAUCUCAUAUGUAUAUUACGUUACACAUGUGGAUGCAACAGUGAUGACAACUACAGGGAGUCAUCCGAGUAUCUGUACACCGAGUGUAAGUUAGAAGUGCAUUCGGUUCGAGGUUUAGAAUUUCUGACGUUUUAAUUAAAAUUUAUUGUGAUAUUCAUUUACCACCUUUUUUAUUAGUGAGACCAAAAAUAUAUAAUUACCACGUGUAGACAUAAUUUUUUGGUAAAACGAAUGUGCUUGUACGAUUUGUGUGCCUAGCAUAUGGGUCAUAUCAUGUUGUAAUCGAGUUAUGUGCAAUUUUGUGUUGGCAUUUAAUCAUUUUGUACCAAAAUUAGGUGCUAAACCUAUUUUUGUACAAACAUAACCGUUACCAACGAAAAUAAUUGUCAUUAUGCAUUGUACUGUGGAACAGCUGCUGCAAGUCUAAUUGAACCCUAUGUGCAGAUUUUACGUUGUGACACUUCAGCCCAUGCACUUGCAUGAAUUUGUUAGUCUUAGAAAUUUAGUUCCUUUAUGCUCAGCUGGUAAAAUUGGUAGAGACGUACGCUACCAGUGCAAGUACAAGUAAAUGGAAAAACUGGCUUAAUUUAUUUUAAAUCCCGUCAUUGCCUUCUGUGGCGUCGUGCUUUUUGAACGUGGCAAUCUAGGCGUUUGAAGACAUGACCUUACAAAUCUGCAGAACAGUACAAUUGUACAGGAACUACAAAAGAAAUCUUAUGAUAGAUUGGAGAAAUAUAAUUUAGACAAUCAGAGAAAUUUACUUGUUAUAACUUAAGCUGGGUAUCAUGUGAAAUAUUAUGACCAAUUUGAAGAUGAAACAUAAUACGUAUUGUAAGUGCGACAAUAUUUCAAUACAAGUCAAACAUUUUAUGUUGUCCAUUUAUUAUUUUCUCACCAUAAGACAAAUUACAUUACAUUAUCUGAAUAAUAAAGACAGUGAUGAAUAAAAACAAUCUUGUUCGGCCAUUUUUGUACAGCAGAGUUACACUUUCUACAUUGAAAACUGAAUCACUAGAAGCACAGUGAUG
Molecule: messenger RNA, 4714 nt
Organism: Priapulus caudatus
Lineage: Eukaryota; Metazoa; Priapulida; Priapulimorpha; Priapulimorphida; Priapulidae
Product: calpain-B-like
Exons: 3
Coding region: 628-2313 (561 amino acids)
Biological process (GO): proteolysis
Cellular component (GO): cytoplasm
Molecular function (GO): calcium ion binding; calcium-dependent cysteine-type endopeptidase activity
Source: RefSeq, a predicted model, not a curated record